Messenger RNA from Silurus meridionalis, 1328 nucleotides. RefSeq names its product CD79a molecule, immunoglobulin-associated alpha (gene cd79a). The record is from RefSeq and is a predicted model, not a curated record. Gene Ontology annotation, cellular component: B cell receptor complex; external side of plasma membrane. Gene Ontology annotation, biological process: B cell differentiation; B cell receptor signaling pathway. The transcript has 5 exons. NCBI's taxonomy places the organism in Eukaryota, Metazoa, Chordata, Actinopteri, Siluriformes, Siluridae. Bases 57 to 743 code for a protein of 228 amino acids.
AUCAACAGACGUUAGGAGGCCAUUUUACUGCACCUGUUCACUCCACUUCAUAGACGAUGGAGGCCAGAGUUGUGUUCUUGUUCUGUCUUUUGGCAACUGCUGCCAGAGCUGCCAGUCCUUCCAAGUCUUGCAAAAAUGGUUUUGACCCUCCCAGCAUACGGCGUGCCAUCUUACAGGAUGCCUCUAUGAAGUGCUGUUACACCUGUGACAUUGAAGAGGAAGUUAUAUGGGCCCAGACUUUGAUCAUUUCCCCAAACAACAGCCUCAUUAUGGGUUUGAAUCUAACUAACAAACGAUUUGAAACUAAUCAAGAAAAAAAGCCAAACAUGCACUGCUCAAAUCUGAUAAUAAAAAACAUUGCGCUGCAUGAUGCAGGCCUGUAUCAGUGCAUUUUAACACAAUCAAACAACAGUUUUUUUACACCUGGGACAUUUUUACAAGUAUACAAGCCUGUACAAAUGAUCCUGAACAUUAAUGAGAGGACUAAGAACAGUAUCAUCACAGCUCAAGGUGUUCUCCUGUUGUUGGUUGUGCUGAUUCCAGGCACAAUGCUCAUCUGCAAGUCAAAGGGCUUGCAAGAGCUGGAGAAAAAGAAGAGCAAAGAGGAAGAAAAUAUUUAUGAGGGUCUCAACCUGGAUGAUUGCAAUUCCACAUAUCAUCAAAUUCAGCGGUCUCUCGUCCAAGGACCGUACCAGGAUGUGUGUAACAAUGACGAAGACGACAUUCAGCUGGAGAAGCCCUGAAUGUGUGGCUGUGAGGAGUCGGGAUCAAUUCAACCACAUACAAAUACAAUGUAGCUCUAUUGCCAAUGCUUUGUCAGCUGUAGCCUUUAUAACAGUGGGUUGAUUUUGCGAAGACAUUGCUGUUUUGAAAUAGUGUUAGCAUGCAAACUGUCAUACUUGGAUAAAAAAUAGAAAGCGCCACAGGCCAACUGGUUUCAGGAACUGAACUGAGUAAAGUUGAUGAUUUUCAGUGCUUCCAGGACAUAGUGGUAGGAUUAACAUGACAACAGACCAGAUAACUGCCAUUUCUGGUUUAAAUUUGCAUACAAAUACACAGUGAGAUUGUGUUCCACCCUUUGUGUAGAUAUUACAUAAAAACAAACAAAAGGCAAUCAAAAGUUAUUAAGAUAUGACAUUAAGCUUGCAGCACAAUUGUAUGGUGUUGCAGAAGGUCUGCUACAAGCUUUAAAAGAAUAUAUGUAUUUCUAUUCGACAUUUCCUGUUCAGUCCUGCUGAUAUUCAGCACAGCAGCACAUAAGCUUGUGCUAUAUUGCUUAAAUGAAAAGCCUUAUGUCUUUCUGUAAUGCUUUCAAUAAAGAUUUUUUA